AUUCUGGAUGAUACGUUUCUCAAUUCUCAAUGUGCGUGACUUAUUUUAUUAUGCACAAGGCACAUAAGAUAUAUAAUUACAUGGUGUGUGUUAUACCAAGGCCAACUUUUAACCCUUUCGCUGGCAGCAUUUUAUUUAAUAACUCGUCUCAUCUCUUAUACAUGCUUCAUUCAGUUCAUUCUACAUACUUCAUUCCUAUUACAUUAUACAGUGCGUUAACAUGAAGAGCAUUCACGGUGAUACAGCCUUGGACCAACCAGCCAUAUAAUAAUACUGGAAUAAUGGAUGGAUGUUUUAUCUAGUUAUUCAACAGCAACUUCACCAGUUUCAGUUUUAAUACCAGUCUGUUCAAUCAUUGCUCUUUACAUCUGCAAGUUCAUAUGUAUUCCAUUAUUGUUGUUCCAUAGCUAGUAGACAUACUUACAUGUGCCCGAUGAUGUAUUCUGAACGCAAGAAAUGAUACACAAUUAUUUCAUUUAACUGUUCAAUUUGAAUUCAAGCUUUAAUCAUGACAGCGUUUCAAAAGUUUCCUGUAGUGUAUAAAAGUCUGGAGCAAGCUAUCAACACAUUGAAAACAUCCGAGGUGUCUAAGACAUUAGAAGUACAUCAGCUUCUUAAAAUAUGCUCUGCAGAGUCCAGCAACGCAAUACUGGACUCUCAGACAUAUGACCCCAAAGUGAAACCAAUGUCUGUCAUCAAACCGAAACUUCCUUUCAUAGUGAUCGAAGGGCUUGAUGGUUCUGGAAAAACUAAAGUCUCGACUGCACUAUCAGAAAAGCUAAAACUGGAUAGAAUUCAAACACCUCCAGCAAGCAUUAAAUUCCUCAAAGAGUUUUUUGAUGAACAAAGAGAGUCUAUACGAAGAGCAUAUUACUCUACUGGAAAUUACCUGGCUGCAAAAGACGUUGCAAAUUCAAAGGGUGUCAACGGAAUCAUGAUGGACAGGUAUUGGCAUAGCACAGCUUGCUAUGCGGUUGCUCAGAAAGAAACGAUGCCAGAAAGUGAUAGCUAUGCGGAAUUACCUCAGGAUUGGUAUCACUGGCCAAACGAUUUAUUGAAACCCGAACUCGUUUUCUUCUUAGUUGUCAGUGAAAAAGUCCGUCAAUACAGACACAGAUUUCGAAAUACGACCAACACUAAGGAGGAGCAGGCUCUGGCAACAAACAACAAGUUCAGAGAAAGUUUACUAAACAGCUACAGAAAAGUUGAAGGAGUAAACUUUAUGGAAAUUGAUGCUGAUCCAGAAAUCGAAAUUAUAAUAAAGAAUGUAUUGAACAUUUUAGUAGAAAAAUUCCCUGCUUUAAGGAAAGAUUGACAACACUUUGCGGUAGUGGAAAUGAAUUAUUUUUAUUGAUGCAUUGAUGUGAACUAUAAUAGAUAUUUGUGACGUUUUGUUGAAAUAAUUUUUACGAUGUCGACUUUAUUAAUAAAUUAAUACUCGAGGUAUAGUAAAUACGGAGUCACAGAAUGAUUAAAGGGACAAAAUCUCCAAGUUGUGGGUUGUGUUGUACUUGCAAUGUUUUAUAAAUUAGUGACUGUAUCUUGACGGUGGAAAUUAAAAUAAUGAUCGUCUA
Molecule: messenger RNA, 1574 nt
Organism: Folsomia candida
Lineage: Eukaryota; Metazoa; Arthropoda; Collembola; Entomobryomorpha; Isotomidae
Product: UMP-CMP kinase 2, mitochondrial-like
Exons: 6
Coding region: 509-1315 (268 amino acids)
Biological process (GO): dUDP biosynthetic process; dTDP biosynthetic process; dTTP biosynthetic process
Cellular component (GO): mitochondrion; cytoplasm
Molecular function (GO): dTMP kinase activity
Source: RefSeq, a predicted model, not a curated record